Messenger RNA from Trifolium pratense (red clover), 2407 nucleotides. RefSeq lists its product as uncharacterized. Bases 83 to 1702 code for a protein of 539 amino acids. The record is from RefSeq and is a predicted model, not a curated record. Lineage: Eukaryota; Viridiplantae; Streptophyta; Magnoliopsida; Fabales; Fabaceae. Gene Ontology annotation, molecular function: protein binding. The transcript is spliced from 10 exons.
UAAGAGAUUUCAGAGAGAAUCGCUUUUUCACUUUCUUUUAUUCUUUCUUUCUCUCAAAUUUUCUUCAACUUUUCUUCAAGUGAUGUUUUACUCACACCAGCUUCACGGUCCAAAAGCUCCACUUCAGCAAAUAUGGAGGGCUGGGAGUAUGAAUCAUGAGAAGAUUAACAGAAAGAAACUUAAUAAGCUCGACAUCAUCGAUAUCUGUGAACAGAUUCAGAAUCCAGCGAUUCCAAUGGCUCCGAGAAUUUCUGGAAUUCUCAUGGGUGGAGUAUUGAAUGUCUUCCAAAGUAAAGUGGAUAUGCUUUAUGAUGAUAUUUCAUGUCUUCUGGUUGAGGUUGAUGAAGCUUUGGAAGAAGUAAAGAGUGCUCCAAUUCCUACAAUGCUUCCUAAAGGAAAAUCUCGAGCCAAGAGAGUGGCAAUUACUUUGCGAGAUAAAGAGCAUAUGCCUUUUAAAAUGGAACAGUGCCAUCAGUCCAAUGCAACCACUACAAUGAGACUUGAUGAUGUGGAGGAACCCAACUUUGGCAAUGGAGGAAGUGAUGAGGAAGAUCUAGGAAAUGAUCACCAUCAAGAGCCUCUUGAUCAAGAGCGCUUCGUUUCCGCAACCAUGGAUCAAACAAGUCCUUUCUAUGUUCAUCCGAGUGAUGGACCUUCAUCCGUUUGUGUUCUUCCCAAACUCACCAGCUCGAACUAUCACUCGUGGGCGCAAUCCAUGACUCGUGCACUUGGAGGCAAAAUGAAGCUCGAAUUCGUUGAUGGAACGAUUGAUCCAGUCACCGAUAGCUUUGAUCCUUCGUAUCGCGCAUGGAAUCGCUGCAAUAUGCUCGUUCUUUCUUGGAUCCUCAAUUCUGUUUCGGAUUCAAUUGCUCAAUCCAUUGUGUUUAUGGACAACGCCGUUGACGUUUGGAUCGAUCUCAAGGAACGGUUUUCGCAAGGUGAUUUGGUACGCAUCUCUGAAUUAAUGCAAGAAAUUUAUGCUAUGCAACAAGAGACGAAAUCUGUAACUGAAUUUUAUUCCGAUUUGAAGAUUCUUUGGGAGGAACUUGAGAUUUAUAUUCCAAUCCCUAAUUGUAGCUGUAGAACUCGAUGUUCUUGUGAAUCCAUGCGUAGUGCUCAACGCAAUCACACUUUGCUUUAUGCAAUUCGUUUCUUAACCGGUUUAAAUGAGAAUUUUAACAUGGUGAAGUCGCAAAUUCUGCUUAUGGAUCCCCUUCCACCUAUGAACAAGAUCUUUUCAAUGGUUUUGCAACACGAGCGCCAAGGGAAUUUUGCUCCUUCUGAAGAAUCCAAAGUGUUAAUCAAUGCUGCAGAUUCUUCUAAAUCCAAAGGUUUUCAUUCUGGCAAGAGCAAUUUUCAUAAUGGAAAUGGUUUUCCUAAGGGUACCAAUCGUGUUUGCACUUUCUGUGGUAAAUCCAAACAUGGCUUUCCUCCUCAUACGCAGAAACGUUUUGCCAACAAUGCUUCUUCUAGCUCUCAAGAAGCAAUUGAUGAUGAUUCUUCAGCUACUGUUGAUGCCAAGGCAAAUGUAUCACAUGCUCUUACUUCUGCUCAGUAUGAUCAGCUUAUGCAACUACUCCAACAUUCAUCUCUUAAUCACUCAUCAUCUGCAUCUUCAAAUCAGGUUCAUUCUACUUCAUCAAUUGGUCAUCCACAACUUGGAAAAGAACACCAAGAGGACGAUUGGUUCUGGACCUGGUGAUAAAGUUGAAGACUUGUAUUACUUAGUCAUUUCAAAUAAACUAGUUUGUGAUUCUAGCACUUCAUCAUUUGUAACAAUACCUGAUAGUGCAUUGUGGCACUUCAGAUUAGGGCACCCUUCUGUAUCCAGGAUGACAAGUUUACAUUCCCAAUUUCCUUUUGUUAAUGUCGAUAUCAAGGAUGUAUGCCAUUUUGCAAAACAUAAGAAAUAACCUUUUUCUCUUAGUUCAAGUAAAGCUAAAAAUCCUUUUGAUCUAUUCAUUUUGACAUUUGGGGCCCUAUUGCUAUUAAAUCUGUUCAUCAUCAUGAAUAUUUCUUAACUGCAGUAGAUGAUCAUAGCAGAUACACUUGGUUAACCCUUAUGAAGCAUAAGAGUGAAGCUAGACAACGUGUCAUUGAUUUUAUAAAACUUAUUUUUAAUCAGCAUAAUUGUAAGGUUAAAAUUGUCAGAACUGACAAUGGACCUGUCUUUGCUAUUCCUUCUUUUUAUGCUUCACAAGGUAUUAUCCAUCAAACCAGUUGUGUUGAGACACCUGAGCAAAAUGGUCAUGUUGAAAGAAAGCAUCAACACAUUUUGAACAUUGGCAGAUCAUUAUUUUUUCACACAAAUUUACCAAAACCUUUUUGGUCCUAUGCUAUUCAUGCAACUUUUAUUAUGAAUAGAUUACCUAGUCCUGUUCUCAACAAUAAAUCCCCAUAUUUUCUU